UAGUAUUGAUUUUUCGUUUGACAAGUCGGCGGAAAACAUCGUCUGUUUUCUAAUCGUAAAUGGAUUAAAAUAAUUCGAGUUCUUUGAGAAAUUUGAAUUCUAAUUGUGUUUCAAUUUAAAAAUGAGUGAAUUAAGGCACCGAGGAGGCGAGGGUGAUAGAAACGACAAAGCGGAGACCGCUGGAGAAUCUGACCAUGUCGAUUCGGAGGAAGAAAAGGCGUUGGAAGAGAAGUAUGUAGACGAUUUGGCGAAGAACCUGCCCCAAGGAACGGAUAAGACCCCUGAAAUUCUCGACUCUGCUCUUUCGGGCCUGUCUUCGAGAUGGAGGAACUGGGUGAUCCGUGGCAUCUUCACUUGGCUGAUGAUCGGAGCAUUCUGCCUUCUCAUAUAUGGGGGUCCUCUUGCAUUGAUGAUAACGGUGCUCUGCGUGCAAGUGAAAUGUUUCGAGGAGAUUAUCAACAUCGGGUACGCGGUGUACCGCGUGCACGGGCUGCCGUGGUUCCGCUCGCUCUCCUGGUACUUCCUGCUCACCUCCAACUACUUUUUCUAUGGGGAGAACCUCAUCGACUACUUCGGAGUUGUGAUUAAUAGGACGGACUACCUCCACUUCCUGGUGACGUACCACCGCUUCAUCUCGUUCAGCCUGUACUGCGUGGGCUUCGUGUGGUUCGUGCUGUCGCUCGUGAAGCGCUACUACAUGCGGCAGUUCAGCCUGUUCGCGUGGACCCACGUGGCGCUGCUCAUCGUGGUCACGCAGAGCUACCUCAUCAUACAAAACAUAUUUGAAGGCCUAAUCUGGUUCAUAGUGCCGGUAUCCAUGAUCAUCUGCAACGACGUGAUGGCGUACGUGUUCGGUUUCUUCUUCGGCAAGACGCCGCUCAUCAAGCUCAGUCCCAAAAAGACGUGGGAGGGCUUUAUUGGAGGCGGGUUCUCUACUGUUGUGUUUGGACUUGUGAUAUCGUACAUGAUGUCCCAAUACCCGUACCUGGUGUGCCCGAUCGAGUACUCGGACUCGCUGGGCCGCAUGACGAUGGACUGCGAGCCCUCGCCGCUGUUCCGCCUGCAGGAGUACACGCCGCCGCAGUUCGCGCAGCCUCUCAUGAAGAUCUUCGGCAUGGAGAAACUCACCAUGUAUCCGUUCAUGAUCCACUCCCUCGCUCUUAGCAUAUUCAGCUCUGUCAUCGGACCGUUUGGAGGGUUCUUCGCAUCUGGGUUCAAGCGGGCUUUCAAGAUUAAGGACUUUGGCGACGUGAUUCCCGGCCACGGCGGUAUCAUGGACCGCUUCGAUUGCCAGUUCCUCAUGGCCACGUUCGUCAACGUAUACAUCACCAGCUUCAUCCGCACCGCCACGCCACAGAAACUGCUGCAACAGGUAUACAACUUAAAACCGGAGCAGCAGUUGCAACUGUUCUACGCCCUGAAAGAGUCGCUGGAGAAUAGGAACAUCCUCAACAUGGUACCCUAAGAUGCUAGUCUUCCAAGGUAUACCAGUUAGUACUAUUUGCUUACGAAGACAGCGCACUUGUACUGAGUUGAAAACCUCCGCGAUUAU
This is a messenger RNA of Cydia amplana, 1552 nucleotides long. RefSeq names its product phosphatidate cytidylyltransferase, photoreceptor-specific (gene Cds). Gene Ontology annotation, cellular component: endoplasmic reticulum membrane. The coding region runs from base 122 to 1465 and encodes 447 amino acids. NCBI's taxonomy places the organism in Eukaryota, Metazoa, Arthropoda, Insecta, Lepidoptera, Tortricidae. The transcript is spliced from 10 exons. The record is from RefSeq and is a predicted model, not a curated record. Gene Ontology annotation, molecular function: phosphatidate cytidylyltransferase activity.